Messenger RNA from Daphnia pulicaria, 1305 nucleotides. RefSeq names its product ATPase ASNA1 homolog. The transcript has 7 exons. Gene Ontology annotation, molecular function: ATP hydrolysis activity; ATP binding. Gene Ontology annotation, cellular component: GET complex. NCBI's taxonomy places the organism in Eukaryota, Metazoa, Arthropoda, Branchiopoda, Diplostraca, Daphniidae. Bases 117 to 1133 code for a protein of 338 amino acids. The record is from RefSeq and is a predicted model, not a curated record. Gene Ontology annotation, biological process: post-translational protein targeting to endoplasmic reticulum membrane.
AAUAUGUAUUGUGUCGUCUGCAACAAAAUCCAUUCACUAGUCCAUUCGCGUGCUUUCUCACUAAUCAUUUAAAAAAUAUUUACCGUCUGUUAUUUCAAGGUCUAAUAAUACGUCUAAUGGCAUCUAAUAUCGAAGAAGAGUUUCUUCAGCUUGAUCCGACACUUAACAAUGUUAUUGAGCAAUCCACUUUGCGAUGGAUCUUUGUCGGUGGUAAAGGAGGUGUAGGCAAGACAACCUGCAGUUGCAGCCUUUCAGUACAGCUGGCUCGUGUUCGUGAAACUGUACUUAUCAUUUCAACUGAUCCAGCUCAUAACAUAUCAGAUGCUUUUGAUCAGAAGUUUAGCAAAGUUCCUACUAAAGUGAAAGGGUUUGAGAAUUUAUUUGCAAUGGAAAUUGACCCAAAUGUUGGCUUUAAUGAAUUACCAGAUGAUUAUUUUGAAGGAGAAAACAACUUUUGGAGAGCCAACCGUGGAUUAAUGCAAGAAAUAUUUGGUGCAUUUCCUGGUAUCGAUGAAGCUAUGAGCUAUGUUGAAGUUAUGAAGUUAGUACAAGGAAUGAACUUCUCUGUAGUGGUCUUUGAUACAGCUCCAACUGGACAUACUUUGCGUUUGCUUGCAUUUCCUUCUGUUGUAGAGAAAGGGCUCAGUAAACUUUUGCGUCUCAAGUCGCAAAUUGGGCCAUUUGUCUCACAAAUAUCAGGUCUUAUUGGCAUGAGCAAUGUUAAUACAGACAUAUUUUCUAAUCGUUUGGAGGAAAUGCUACCAAUUAUUCAGCAAAUAAAUGAACAGUUCAAAGAUCCUAAUCGAACUACCUUCGUUUGCGUUUGCAUUGCAGAGUUUUUGUCACUAUACGAAACAGAACGUCUGGUUCAAGAGCUUUCCAAGUCAAAUAUUGACACACACAACAUUAUUGUUAAUCAGCUAUUAUUAGAUGCCCCAAUAACAUCAACUGGAGAAACGUGCGGACUAUGCGGUGCUCGCAAGAAACUUCAAGCUAAAUAUCUUGAUCAGAUUGCCGACUUAUAUGAGGACUUCCACGUCACACGUUUACCCUUGCUAGAUCGUGAAGUUCGUGGCGUCGAGCAAGUAAAGAAGUUUUCGGAGAACUUGCUGAAGCCUUACUCCCCAAAAUAAAGAUAUGUAUUUGUUAAGUGUGAGUUUUUUCAUUAUUAUGAAAACCCAUUAUUGGUUCAAAUAUUUUGUAAUUGUACUUCAGCAUUUCAUCCAGGAGAACCAAUUUAUUUUCCGAUUUACUUUACCCUUUUCAAUACGAAGUCAAUAGCAACACAACAGCAUUAAUAGACAA